AAAAUUGCAUUUGAUAAAGACAUAGAACUAAGUUGCGGAAUAUUUCGAAGGAAACAAAAAAAUCGACCAAAAUGGCUAUACGUCAACAAGGAUUUUUUGCGUGUCUAUUUUUAAUAUUUUCGAUUGCGAGGUUAGAGGCUUUACCCUCCUCCCACGUGGAUUCACGUAUUAUCAAUGGAACCGAAGUUAAUUGGAAUAAUACCCGCUAUGUGGUAUCGAUACGUAUGGCCUUUCUGGAUAAUAUGAUUUAUGGAGCUGGCCAUAUGUGUGGAGGUAGUUUAAUAGCACCCGACGUUGUCCUAACUGCUGCACACUGUAUUUGGAGUGAAAAUCAAGAAAAAUUUCGUUCGCCUCAGGAAUUUUCCGUUGUUGUGGGUAGUUUGGAUCGUACUCGCAAGGAUCGGAAUACAUUACAAUUUGCUGUCAAGGACAUUAUUUGGGGUCCCAAUUUUGAUCCAGAUACAUUUGAGGACGAUAUUGCAAUUAUGAUUUUAAAUCAGACCGUUCCCAGGACGUAUAAUGAAUAUUCAUUGAUUGAAAUGAAUGAGAAUCGUAAUUUGGCAGCUGGCACCAAGUGUACCGUCAGCGGGUGGGGUCUAACGGAAAAGAACCUCUAUGCCACAAAAUUACGAUCGGUCGAGGUACCCAUUGUAAGCCGUUCCGAGUGUUCAGAACACUAUGGUGCUGAGAACCUGAUCGAUGGUAUGCUAUGUGCCGGUUAUAUGAAUGGAGGACGUGAUGCCUGUUCUGCUGAUUCUGGUGGUCCAUUAGUUUGCAAUGACAAACUCGUGGGAAUUGUUUCUUUUGGUGUCGGUUGUGCCAUGCCUGGCUAUCCUGGAAUCUAUACCGAUGUUGCCUACCACAUUGAUUGGAUACGCAAUAAAACUGGAUUAAAAACGAAGGAAUAUUUACAAUUACAAAAUGAUUAUUUUAACUAUACAAUUGUACCAUAUGCCAACAAUUCGACUGGUUCAUCGAAUUCGACACAUGGCUCAAAUUCAUCUACGGCCAUUUUUAAACGAAGUUUUAAUUUUAUGAUAUUGAUAUUAUUGUGUAUUUAUAAAACAAUGUAGAUUUUUAUCGAUUACAAAAUUAAGUUAUGAAAAUAAAAUGGCCAUAACUCCUUAAA
This is a messenger RNA of Musca domestica (house fly), 1129 nucleotides long. RefSeq names its product trypsin-1. The record is from RefSeq and is a predicted model, not a curated record. Lineage: Eukaryota; Metazoa; Arthropoda; Insecta; Diptera; Muscidae. Bases 72 to 1073 code for a protein of 333 amino acids. Gene Ontology annotation, biological process: proteolysis. The transcript is spliced from 3 exons. Gene Ontology annotation, molecular function: serine-type endopeptidase activity.